AAUGACGCCUAUCUAAAUCCCCUAGAUGGCGGUAUAGGCUGUGUUGUCGCGUGUGAGUCGUGAACCCUAGCAAUCGGCCGAAGAAGAAACUACGGCAAGUCAGAAAAUUCCGAAUUCUGGAAUCGUCGCUCUGAUUUUUAUGUUUUCUGCGUGACAGAUGCGUGUUUUCGCGCUUCACUUAUUGCAAUUUUAAUGUCAGUCCAUAAGUGAAGGUACUAAUAAGUGAACGUUUAGUCUUCCAGCGAACACAAUUUUAAUACUGUUAGCCUGCCAUUCACGGUAAUCUCGAGGGUUUUCUCUCGACGAGAUAUCUAAAAUGAAAAACCCAGCGGCUAAAACGCGAUUGUAAACACCAAAUCCUGAUUUGGGAAAGCUAGUUGGCGGGUUUUCGUUCGUGAGACGUCAGCAGAAUGACAGAUGAUGCCGUCCUGCUGGAAGUGCCUGUCAUUCAGCAGUUGUACCACUGGGAUUGUGGUUUAGCAUGCUCCAGGAUGGUACUCAAGUACCUGCACCCCAUUAGUGAUGAGCAAUUUCGGAGAGCAUGCUGGGAGCUGAAAAUGACUGAGAGUGUGUGGACUAUUGACCUGGCCUACCUCAUGUGCCAUCUAGGAAUCAAGCAUUGCUUUUACACACAGACCCUGGGAGUUGAUAAGGGCUUUAGGAGUCAGUCCUUUUAUAAGAAGCAUUUUGAUACCGAAGAAGACCGAGUGAAUGAGCUUUUUCUUAAAGCAGAAACGAAAGGUGUGGUUGUUAAGAAAUGCUCUGUGAGCAUUCAAGAAAUCGAGUCUCACCUAGAGGAGAGGCACGUUGCCAUCGUUCUCGUCAAUGCGGUCAUCUUGACGUGUGAACUUUGCGCCGCACCUGUCAAGUACUGCUGCUUCCUCCCUGUGGGCCAGAAGUGUUUCUGCCGGAAACCCGAGUAUCAGGGACAUUUUGUGGUGCUGCGUGGCUUCAACAGGACCACUGGAUGCAUUCUGUACAACAACCCUGCGUAUUCUGACCGGGUCUGCUGCACCACUGUCAGUAACUUUGAAGAGGCUCGGCGGAGCUACGGGACAGACGAGGACAUCCUCUUCAUCUUUAAAACAAGCUGAUAGGCACUUUUGGAUUUUACUUCGUAUAAUGAACACUAUCAUGAUUAAAUAUAGGACUUCAAUAGAUCCAUUCCCCUAUACCUUCACCCCCGCUGGUGCUAAUGAGUUCAGUUGCUCAUGUGAAAACAAAUUUCCUCAUUUUCAGUUUUCAGAAAGUGGUGCACAUUAUUCAGGUCUUAUAGUUUUAUUCAUAUUUGUUUUUUUUCCAAGUGAACACAAUUUGUUUUUGCAAGUAGUCCUAACACGAUGUGUCACAUUUUGGUCACAUGCUUAUUGCAACAGGGAAACUAGUCGGGGUUUGAAAGUCUCAGGUAAUUAAAAUCUGCCUUACAAUGAUGCGUUCAGAGAUGUAUUGAUUGAACAUGUUUUUUGUUAAUUAUUACUAGUCUCUGUGUAAAUUUGAGUUGCAUUAUAUUAAAAAAUGUGACUCCCA
Messenger RNA from Corythoichthys intestinalis (scribbled pipefish), 1527 nucleotides. It is a transcript of the gene gucd1, whose product is annotated as guanylyl cyclase domain containing 1. Lineage: Eukaryota; Metazoa; Chordata; Actinopteri; Syngnathiformes; Syngnathidae. The coding region runs from base 411 to 1094 and encodes 227 amino acids. The record is from RefSeq and is a predicted model, not a curated record. The transcript has 6 exons.